AUGUCCAUGGCCGCGCUCAGCUUCCACCCGACACCCACCGCGCCCGCGCUCUUCAACCACCACAUCCACGACUACAACGACAACGUGAGCUUCCUGCAGGACCUCCACCCCGACGUCGGCGACGCGCUGCUCGGCUUCGUCUACGACCCGCUCGACCCCGCCGUCAACGCCGGCCUCGACGCCUUCCUCAACAUCCCCCUCCUCCACGACGACGACGACGACGACGACGACGGUAAGCAGCCCUGCGCCAAGAAGCCCCGCGCGGGGGGUGUCGAGGAGGACUCGUGGUUCGACUUCGCGGCCGCCGACGGCACCCUCGGCGCCCGGCACGUGCCGCCGCCGGCGCUCCCGGAGUUCUCGCCCGACUUCCUGCUGCCGCUGCCGUACCAGCAGUUCGCGCGCGGGUCGGACGCGAAGACGCCGCGGCCCGGCAGCAGCGGGUCCUCGCAGAGCGCCGCGGCCAGGGAGCGCCGGCGACGGAUCAGCGAGAAGACGGCGGAGCUGUCGCGGCUCAUCCCCGGCGGACACAGGCUCAACACCGCCGAGAUGCUGCAGGAGGCCGCGCGCCACGUCAAGCUCCUCCAGGCGCAGGUCGGCAUGCUCGCCCUCCUGCGAAACCUCCAGGAGGAGGAGGAGAAGGUGCCCGCCGCCAUGGCGCAGGAGAAGAUGCACGACCUGCUCAUCUGCGGCGGCAUGCAGGAGCGGCUGGCCGCCGAGGGCAAGUGCCUGGUGCCGAGGGCGCUGGUGGACGCCCUCGCCCAGGACACCGCCGUCAGGUCCGACGCACUCCUGAACAGAGACCUCACCCGGUUCAUGGACUCGCUGCCCUCGGAGCAGUAG
Messenger RNA from Lolium perenne, 840 nucleotides. The record is from RefSeq and is a predicted model, not a curated record. NCBI's taxonomy places the organism in Eukaryota, Viridiplantae, Streptophyta, Magnoliopsida, Poales, Poaceae.